Bursaphelenchus okinawaensis is the source of this 252-nucleotide messenger RNA. NCBI's taxonomy places the organism in Eukaryota, Metazoa, Nematoda, Chromadorea, Rhabditida, Aphelenchoididae. The record is from the annotation of a GenBank genome assembly.
AUGGCCAAGGGAGGAGUUACGAAGCGCGGCAAGGACCCCAACGCCCCAAAGCGAGCUAUGUCUGCAUUCUUCUUGUGGAUGCAGGAGAACCGUCAACGUCUGAAGAAGCCGGGUAUGAGCGUCAGCGACGUCGCCAAAGCCGCCGGUGUGGAAUGGGGCAAACUUCAGGACAAGAGCGAAUGGGAAAAGAAAGCCGAAGAUGACAAGAAGCGCUACGAACGCGAAAUGGCCACCUACAAGAAAGGGCAAUAA